Pomacea canaliculata is the source of this 664-nucleotide messenger RNA. Its product is annotated as glutamyl-tRNA(Gln) amidotransferase subunit C, mitochondrial-like. Lineage: Eukaryota; Metazoa; Mollusca; Gastropoda; Architaenioglossa; Ampullariidae. Gene Ontology annotation, cellular component: glutamyl-tRNA(Gln) amidotransferase complex; mitochondrion. Gene Ontology annotation, biological process: regulation of translational fidelity; mitochondrial translation; glutaminyl-tRNAGln biosynthesis via transamidation. The record is from RefSeq and is a predicted model, not a curated record. Gene Ontology annotation, molecular function: glutaminyl-tRNA synthase (glutamine-hydrolyzing) activity. Bases 91 to 537 code for a protein of 148 amino acids. The transcript has 5 exons.
UUCCUACGCUUACUCUCGAAGCAGACGAUUUUUGUUGUAAAUGUGACUUUGGUGAUCGUGCUCAAGAAACCAACAUCCAGUUUAUUAAAUAUGUUUUCGAGCCCUAGAUUAGUCCAUUUUUUAAGUCGGCAGAUCCGAAACAGAUGUAUCUCAUCCAAGGUUCCGGACAGACCAACCUGGAUAACAGUAAACCACGACAGACUUCCACAGGUGGAGGAAAUAAGCAGAGAGCUAGUAGAUCAUUUAGAGAGGCUUUCACUGGUAGAAUUCAGCAAUGAAGAGGGAUUAAAAAGACUAUCAAGUGCCAUAAAAUCUGCUAACCAGCUCUACAUGGUGAACACUGAUGAUGUAGAACCAUUGGAUACUGUGCUAGAAAACAGAACAUUGUUUCUUCGUAAAGAUGAAAUCACCGAGGGGGGUUGUAGGGAUGCAAUACUUUCAAAUGCAUGCAGAACAGAAGAAGAAUACUUUGUAGCUCCACCAGGAAACAUACCUUUAAAACAGGAAGACAAGGCGUACAAGGAGAAACUGAAGUAAACAAUUGCGGGGAGAAAGGCACUUACAAGAAGAAUUUUGUCUUUCACAGAAAUCUUUUAACGAGGAGAAAUCGACGCAUUGCUUGCUUCAGUGUUUGCAAUAAAAAUUAUCUGUGUAUUGAGCUAUU